AGUCCAAAUGCAGCUUCCGGGCGCUCCGGCUGUAGCACCUUCCGUGAAACGAGGCGGAGCAGCGCAGCCCAAUGUUAAAGAGCUUCUGGAACGGCAGCAAGCAUUGUCUGCGAGGUUGGAGGCGCAUCUUCGAGAAGUCCGGGCCAAAGCUGCCAGGAAAGUGGGUGUGACCAACGCGUCGGACAACGCCGGCCAAUCUGCGGAAGAAGAGAAGGAAGACUUGUCCAAACUGAAGGCCGAGCUCAGAGCCACGCGCGUGGAGGUGACGCAGCUGGGACGUAAAGCCAGGUUCGAAGAUGUCAUCGGCUUGGACAGGGCCAAGGAAGCCAUUCGAGAGGCCAUCCUGUGGCCAGCCAUGGCAAAUCCAGGACUGUUCUCUGGUGUGCGAAGUGGACCUAAGGGAUUGCUCUUGUACGGUCCCCCGGGCUGUGGCAAGACCAUGCUGGCACGCGCCGCGGCCGUGGAGUUGGAGGAGGACGCCAGCUUCUUCCAUGUUCGCCCGGGCGACGUGAUGUCCAAGUUCUAUGGGGAGUCGCAACGACGGGUCCAGGCCCUUGAGGAAGUGGUGCGAGAAGCGGCGCCGGCAGUGGUCUUCUUGGAUGAGGUGGAUUCCCUCCUGGGCAGCCGGGAUGCUGGAGGCGUGGCGGAGCACCAUCGCUCGACGACCAAUGCACUGUUGGCGUGGAUGGAUGGAUUUGGCACUGGUGAGGAGCGCAUCUUCUUUCUGGGUGCAACCAAUCGGGCUGAGGCCAUCGACGAGGCGGCUCUGCGGCGCUUCGGUGAGGCUGUGGAGGUUGGGUCGCCUUCGUUGGAGGCGCGGAUUGCACUGGUAAGACAUCUGCUCUCGAAGGCCAAGCAGGAUGGACAUCGAGCUGAGUUGUCCGACCAGGACUUGCAGGUGGUGGGAGAUAAGAUGAACGGCUUCUCGCUGGCGGAUGUGGACCGAAUGGUGCGCAAGGCUUUUCUGCAGGUGCUUCGAGAGCUGCCGGACCUGCGGGGCGUGGGCCCUGCAGAUGUACCACCAGUGACGCUGAAGCACUUUCAGUCUGCCAUGGACGCCUCCAGUGGCACCUCAGCCCUGCGGGAGAUGCUCCGUCGACGGGCUGAUACGCGAUCCUCCCUGUGAGCAUCCUGCGACGCGACGUUAUCCCA
This is a messenger RNA of Cladocopium goreaui, 1152 nucleotides long. The record is from the annotation of a GenBank genome assembly. NCBI's taxonomy places the organism in Eukaryota, Dinophyceae, Suessiales, Symbiodiniaceae.